GGCGGAAAACUUCCAUCACACAGGAUGAGCACAGCCUGAGUCUCCACAAACCACUUGAGGAUGUGCUCCCUCUGUUGUUUUCUGUCCAUGAUCACAAUGGCUGUGUUCAAGCAGCAGCUGGUCGAGACUUUCUUUGAGAUUGGAGAGGAAGUUGGGAGUGGGCAGUUUGCAAUUGUUAAGCAGUGUCGUGAAAAGAGUUCAGGCCGGGAUUUUGCUGCCAAGUUCAUAAAGAAGCGUCAGAGUAUUGCUAGCCGGCGAGGUGUGCUCCGAGAAGAGAUUGAGCGAGAGGUCAACAUCCUACAGCAGAUACACCAUCCCAAUAUUGUCAUGUUACAUGACGUGUUUGAGAACAAGACAGAUGUGGUGUUGAUUUUGGAGCUGGUGUCUGGAGGAGAGCUUUUCGACUUUCUAGCAGAGAAAGAGUCUUUAAGUGAGGAGGGAGCCACACAGUUUAUUAAACAGAUUCUAGAGGGCGUGCACUAUUUGCACACAAGGAAUAUUGCUCAUUUUGACCUGAAGCCUGAAAACAUCAUGCUUCUGGAUAAGAACGCCCCACUGCCCCGAAUCAAACUCAUUGAUUUUGGCUUGGCCCACAAGAUUGCUGAAGGGGUUGAAUUUAAAAACAUCUUCGGAACACCAGAGUUUGUUGCUCCAGAGAUUGUGAAUUAUGAACCACUGGGACUGGAAGCAGAUAUGUGGAGUGUUGGUGUUAUAACAUAUAUUCUGUUGAGUGGGGCAUCUCCUUUCCUAGGAGAAACGAAGCAAGACACUCUGGGAAACAUCUCAGCCAUGAACUAUGAGUUUGAUGAUGAAUUCUUUGGCCACACCAGUGAGCUUGCCAAGAAUUUUAUACGACAACUGCUGGAAAAGGACACCAAAAAGAGACUCACAAUUCAAGAUGCCUUGAAUCACCCCUGGAUUAAGUCUAACGAGCAUAAAGAAGAAUGCAGUAAAGCACCAGAGAGGAAGAGAGAGCGUAGGCAGCUGAAGACAAAGCGUCUCAAAGAGUAUACAAUCAAGUCCCACUCCAGCAUGCCUCCUAACAACACCUACAUCAACUUUGAACGCUUCGCACAGGUGGAGGAGGACGUGUCGGCCAUGGAGGGCUCUUUCUGCCAGCUGGCGUCAGCUCAUGACUCCCUGCAGGAAGACAUUGACACACUAGUGUCCAUCUACAAUGAGAAAGAGAUGUGGUACAAAGAAGAAAGCGAAAGCAUCAGACACGAGUUGUCCCAGCUCCGUUAUGAGUUUCGUAAGGUCGAGGCCCAGAGGCGGGGUGUUCACGAAGACAUGAGGAGUGUGGAUGCCAGCAUUAGCCGAGUGAGCGAGCGAUAUAAGGAGAGGCAGACUCGUUAUGAGGCCUUGCAAAAGGAGCUGUGUGCCGAGCUGCAGUGGGUACAGGAAGUGGUGGGUUCAUUCCAGGUCACCUUCCCAAACUGUAGCUUUAGCAGCGUGUUUAAUACUGAUGUCAAUGAAGCACUGAAAGAGUUGCUGAAUAGAUCCUGUGGAGGAGACCUGCUGACGGACAGCAAUCUGGACCAGCAGAGAUGACACAUUAAUAACCCGCCACCCACUGAUCACACAUCGUUAUAUUAACAUGGGCGAGUUAAAUGUGCUGAAGAUAAUGUGCUGGGGAAUAUAUACCUGAAUAAAAGCAGUUAUGGUCAGUGGUCAC
Sinocyclocheilus anshuiensis is the source of this 1675-nucleotide messenger RNA. Its product is annotated as death-associated protein kinase 3-like. The record is from RefSeq and is a predicted model, not a curated record. Gene Ontology annotation, cellular component: cytoplasm; nucleus. The coding region runs from base 61 to 1551 and encodes 496 amino acids. NCBI's taxonomy places the organism in Eukaryota, Metazoa, Chordata, Actinopteri, Cypriniformes, Cyprinidae. Gene Ontology annotation, biological process: protein phosphorylation; intracellular signal transduction; positive regulation of apoptotic process. The transcript is spliced from 10 exons. Gene Ontology annotation, molecular function: ATP binding; protein serine/threonine kinase activity.